GUGCGCACGUGUGUUUGUGGUGGUUGAUGUGUGUAGCUGGUAGUGCGAAUAAAAACUGUGUAAUAAGUCUUGUGCUAUCGACGUCCAAACCAUGAAGACUGUAGACCAGAAGACACUGCUAACGAAUGGACUGAAAAACUUGUGGGGCCAACAUUCCUUAAAAACACUGUGUGCCGAAAAUGUUGCGAAGCUGUCCACUGAGAAUCGACAGGCACUUCUCUGCUACAUAUCACACUUGCUUAUACAACCCAGCCUUACUGAGCAAGUGGCAAAAAAUUUCCCUCAAAUUGUGUUGCAGUUGCUUCACAUAGCUAAAGACUGGAACAAACUGCAGACACUUUUCAGAAAUAUUAGCCCAUCUCUUCAUAUUAUGAUAUACGAGAAUGAAGGUGAAAGACAUAAGAAAAUCUGUGUGGCUCUUGGAAAGCUAAUAAUGUUUCACCCGGAUGCACUAAGAUUCAGCUUGGAGUAUUUUGAAAAAUAUCCUGCACCAUUUACAUAUCUUUUUUCACGUUCGGAAGUUGCUUGGAACCGUGCUAUAUAUGUGGACGAACAAGUCUCAGAUUACGAUAUUAUUGCAUCGUGCUACAGCUUUCUGUCCACCUCCUGUGAUCAUUUUCGGCAGUGUUGGAAUUGGGCUGCAUUUACUGAGUUAUUGAGAAGAUACAAGCAUAACAGAAAACUGAUGUGGGUCGGUCUUAAUUGUUUAGCAACUGUGACCGGUAUGUCAGACUCGGAGCGGCAGUACUUGUUGUUCGGACAAAAUGCUACUGAAAAUUAUCUUCUCGAGUUUGACGAAUACACGGAAAAACUCAGUAAUAUCAAAGUCGUGUCAUCAGACAUUCUCGAAGCACCUUCAUCCGACUCGUGUUCUAUGCUGGGAUCUGUUAUUACAGUUGCUGGCUUUCAGUUUCCAGUAGUUGAUCCAACUAAGCAGAGAGAUGAGCCCCUCCAGCGUGGUGUACAAACUACGGAGCAAAACCUGCGUAGCCUCGCCUUGGCACUGGUCUCAGGUCGUGCUAUCUGCCUCCAGGGACCAGUUGGUUCUGGCAAGACAGCUUUAGUUGAACACUUCGCUAAUCUUACAGGGCGUGGUGGCCUCCCACACCUGACUAAAAUCCAGCUUGGUGACCAGACAGACAGUAAAAUGCUGCUUGGUUCAUAUCGCUGCACUGACAUCCCUGGGGAAUUUGUUUGGCAGUCUGGAGUCCUUACAGAGGCUGUUGAAAAAGGCUAUUGGUUAUUGCUGGAAGACAUUGAUUCAGCACCAAGUGAUUUAGCUUCUGUUUUGGCAUCUCUUCUUGAAACAAGACAUCUUUUUGUGCCAGGAUAUCGCGAUUCAAUACCAGUAGCUCGUGGGUUUCAACUGUUCUUGACUCGUAGAUUUACAAAGAGUGGAAGUGAAAAGAUAAGUGUGUCAUCAUCACUGUUGGAGUCUCAUUGGAUCACAGUGGAUAUCAAACCUCUUAAAAAGGCAGAACUUCUGCAAGUUGUCAAGGGGGUGUUCCCUGUUCUGGAGCACAGUGCUGAAAAUCUAAUCAACACCUUCUCAGUAUUUUCACAAGGAAGGCAUGAGGAGAAUCCUGAACAAAUGGUUAAGAAUCCCAUAAAGAAACGUAUUCUUGAAGAGCUGAAGCAGAAGCUGGGAAGUGGAAGACUCACUUCCACAAGGGAUCUUUUGAAAUGGGCUGUGCGCUGCAGCGAAGUUUACAAACAUAGUCCAAAGGGAAAUAAAGACGCUGCAUUGAACGUCUAUGCCGACGCUGUGGACAUCUUCUGUCUUUCCGAGAACAAGAAAGAUGUGCGUAUUGCCGGUGCUAAAGCCGUGGGGAGUUUCUUGAGUGUGCUUGUGGAUGCAGAUAAUUAUCUUAAUGUGCAUAAGCCCACAAUUUCUGAAACAGAUCGUCAGAUUACAGUUGGACGAGCCACACUGCUGAAGAAGAAAACUGAUGAGAUUGCAAUUCAACGUGCUCAGCGAACUGCCCUUGUCCCACCUGUGGUUCGACUUCUAGAAGGAGUAGCCCGUGCAAUACAGUUUUGUGAGCCAGUGUUGCUUGUUGGUGAAACAGGCACAGGAAAAACUUUCCUCAUUCAGCACCUAGCACAAAGAACUGGAAAUCCACUACUGGUCAUCAAUAUGAACCAGCAGAGUGAAACAACAGAUCUGCUCGGAGGUUAUAAACCAAUGGAUCUGAAGUUUAUAGUGAGACCUGUGAGAGAAAAAUUUGAGAGACUUGUGCGUAAUCUUGCAUGGGAAGAUGGCCUUAAAUUUUUAGUGAAGCUGGCAAGAGAGUAUCAUAGCCGAAACUGGAAAAUGGUACUCCUUAUGAUGAAGCGUAAAACGUCUUCUGUCUUGAAGAAGUUACGUAAGAAGUCUAACCCCAGUGAAGAAAUUACCACUAUGAUUUCAAACUGGAAACAGUUAAGUGGUGAUUUGUCACGGCUAGAGAAGCAGAUUUCCUCUAAUGCUAUGGCCUUCACUUUUAUCGAGGGAAGUCUUGUCAGAGCUGUCCGUGAAGGAAAAUGGGUGCUCCUUGAUGAAAUCAACUUGGCACCACCAGAAACGUUGGAAUGCUUGUCAGGGCUAUUGGAAGAUGGAGCUGUGGGUAGCCUCCGCUUAUUGGAACGAGGUGAUGAGCAACCUGUUCCAAGGCACAAGGACUUUCGUCUCUUUGCUUGUAUGAAUCCUGCUACAGAUGUCGGCAAGAAGGAACUGCCUGCUGGCUUACGUAACAGGUUCACAGAAUUCUUUGUAGAUGAACUUACAUCAGAGAGUGAUUUGAAAGAAAUGAUGCAUUGUUACAUUGGACAACUUGGACUUGGAGCAAGAAAAAUAAAGGAUUUAGUGCAGUUCUAUUGCAAACUGAAGAAUGUUGACAGUUAUAGUCUUUGUGAUGGGACUGGAAAUAAACCACACUACAGUUUGCGGACAUUGUGCCGAGCUCUGACUGUUGCUGCAAAAAACCUGUGUGGGUCGGUGCCACGUUCUCUGUAUGAAGCCUUUUGUAUGAGCUUUUUAACGCAGCUGGACUAUAAUUCUCAUCCAGUUGUAGAGGGAGCUAUAAGAGAUGCUGUGCUGUCAGGUAAAAAAGACACUGGAAAUGAAUUAAACAGACAGUUGCCAGUACCUGCGAAAGAGAACUUGUAUGUUUGUGUUGAAGGAUUUUGGAUCCGAAAAGGAACUCUGGAUCCAUUUAUUCCACAGAAGUACAUAUUGACAGAAUCUGUUAGCCGCAAUUUGCGAGACCUGGCACGUAUUGUGUCUUUGGGCCAACUGCCUGUGUUGCUGCAAGGUGACACGUCAGUUGGCAAGACGAGUAUUGUGACUUACUUGGCUCAGAUAACAGGUCACCACUGUGUGCGAAUCAACAACCAUGAACACACAGAUCUGCAAGAAUAUGUGGGUUCUUAUAUUGCUGAUGCUUCUGGAUCACUAGUUUUCAGAGAGGGUGCUCUGGCAGAGGCAAUGAGACAUGGCCACUGGGUUAUAUUAGAUGAGCUGAAUUUGGCACCAACAGAUGUUCUGGAGGCUUUGAAUCGUGUUUUGGAUGACAACAGAGAGCUAUUCAUUCCUGAGACACAAGAAGUCAUAUCGGCACAUCCAAACUUCAUGUUGUUUGCAACGCAGAAUCCACCUGGUCUGUAUGGUGGGAGAAAGUUGCUGUCCAGGGCAUUUCGCAACCGGUUUGUCGAGUUACACUUUGAUAAAAUCCCGUCACACGAACUGGAAACUAUAUUAGAGAAGCGCUGUGAACUGCCUGAAUCUUACGCUCGUCGAAUGGUGAAUGUGAUGAAAGAUCUACAGGUCCACCGGAGAAGCAGUGUUGCUUUUGCUGGAAAUAAGGGAUACAUGACACUUCGAGACUUGUUUCGCUGGGGGGAGAGGUACCGACGUGCUCCUCAUAGCAGUGGUUUCCUGGACUGGAAAGAAUACAUGGCUGAAGAAGGAUUUCUCGUACUGGCCUGUCGAGUUCGCUGCAAGGAGGAGGAGGAAGUGAUCUGGAAUGUAAUCACGAAACAUUUUGGCAGCUCCCCCAACCGACAAAAUCUGUUUUCAUUCACAGACAACACAUCCUUGGUUACGUCGCCAAUUCUGCAGAAAAUUAAAGCUCUUAGCAGUAAAAAUCCAGACAGUGGUAUUGUGUGGACACACACUAUGCGGAGAAUGGCAGUACUUGUAUAUAAAGCAUUUGAGUUCGAUGAACCAGUGCUUCUGGUGGGUGAAACUGGCUGUGGAAAGACAACUGUAGUCCAGCACCUUGCAGCUCUACAGGGUCACACUCUCUACACACUGAACUGUCACAUGCACACAGAGGGCUCUGAUUUCCUGGGAGGUCUACGUCCUGUUAGGCAUCGUAGCCAAGAUGAUGACAGUCCACAGAAGUUAUUUGAAUGGGUAGAUGGCCCCCUCAUUAAGGCAAUGGAAGAAGGAUCAUGGUUUCUCUGUGAUGAAAUAUCACUUGCUGAUGACAGCGUGUUGGAGAGAUUGAACUCAUUACUAGAGCCAGAGCGAAAACUCCUGCUCUCUGAAAAAGGUAGCACAGGAUCAGUUUCUGAUGGUGCAGGUGACAGCUCUUGUAUUGUUACAGCUGCUCCAUCCUUUAAAUUUGUUGGGACAAUGAAUCCUGGUGGUGACUAUGGAAAGAAAGAGCUUUCUCCAGCUUUACGCAAUCGAUUAACGGAGAUAUGGUGUGAGUCACACUCAAAGCGGGAAGAUUUAGAACAAAUUCUAAAAGUUAAUCAGAAGGGUGGCUUGCAAUUAGAUGUCUCUGUUCUUGUCAUGGAUUUUCUCGAUUGGUUUACCAGUACAAAAAUUGGCUCAAAGUUUCGUGUAAAUGUCCGUGACCUCAUCACAUGGGUAAACUUUUACAAUGUAUGCACAUCACUGAAAGGGAUGUCUCCUGCACUUGCUUAUGUACAUGGCGCUUUCCUGACGUUUCUUGAUAGCUUUGGUUCAGGGAUCACUUCCAAUGAAAGUGAAGAAAAUUUGAACAUUUUGAAAUCAGCUGCUGUGCAAUUCUUGGCAAAACAAGUGAAUAUCUCAGAAGAAAGCUUUGAGCAGCCUGCUAACAUUAUUCGGGGCAAAAAUUUAUGCAUUCGUCCAUUCUCCAUUGAGACAGGUCCGUUGCGAAAUCCUCUGAAAGGAUUUACCUUUGAUACGAAAACAACCCUAUUAAAUGCAGAGCGUGUGCUGCGAGGCCUGCAGUUGACCCGGCCUGUACUGUUGGAAGGCAGUCCAGGCGUUGGAAAGACAGCUUUAGUUGCUGCUCUGGCGUGUCUUGCCGGGCAUCACCUUGUACGCAUCAACAUAUCGGAGCAGACGGAUAUUUCAGAUUUGUUUGGAGCAGAUUUGCCAGUAGAUGGUGGAGGUGAAGGACAGUUUGCAUGGCGUGAUGGUCCAUUGCUUAGAGCUUUAAAGGAUGGGGACUGGAUACUCCUCGAUGAGUUGAAUCUAGCAUCUCAGUCUGUAUUAGAAGGCCUCAAUGCUGUAUUUGAUCAUCGUGGAGAAGCAUAUAUUCCAGAACUGGGAUGUUCGUUCAAGUUACAGCAUCAAACACGAUUAUUUGCCACACAGAACCCACAGCGCCAAGGUGGAGCUCGUAAAGGUUUACCACGGUCUUUCCUUAAUAGAUUCACACAGGUCUACGUCUCAGCUUUGACAACGGUUGAUCUUGAAGCGGUGUUGAGUGCAAAAUACCCCAAGUUAGAGCAGAACCUUAUCCGUCAGAUGGUACAGUUCAAUGAGAAAAUUCGCUAUGAGACCACAGUAUUAGGUCUGUGGGGUCAGCGAGGUGGUCCUUGGGAGCUGAACUUGAGAGAUCUUUCACGAUGGGCUAAUGCUAUAGUUGCUGGUGAAGCAUUUGACAAUCCAGGGCUGUAUCUACCACUCAUUUAUGCAUCUAGAAUGCGCACACAGCAUGACAGAAAACAGGUCUUUAGGGUGGCUGCAGAGGAAGGUUUCAUAGUGCCAACAUGCGAGUCUUCAGUGACAAUCACGACAGACAUGCUUCAUGUCGGUGAAACGACAACAGAAAGGCUGGGGCGACAGAUGAAGUUGGGGAGAAUGCGUGGUUCGCUUGAACCACAUCCCAAACGCCGCAUGCAUUUACAACUGGCGGCAUCGACGUCUGGUCCUUUCUCGAGGGACCCAGUGGUUCUGAGGAGCUUGCAGCCAGCUCUGCAUUCACUUCUCCGGUGCCUUAGUCUGAAAUGGAUGCCUAUAUUAGUUGGACCUUCCGGCUCUGGGAAGACUAUGCUUGUCAAACUAGCAGCACAACUGGCAGGACGUGAGCUGCGCGUACUUUCAUUCAAUUCUGCUAUGGACACAAUGGAAAUUUUGGGAGGAUUCGAGCAGGUUGACCACUGGCGAAGACUGUCAGAUAUUUCAAGAGAAGUUGAGUGGAUAGUCUAUGCUUUUGUACGUUCAUUGCUGCUGCAAAAUGAGUGGCAUGGAUUAUCAAUUCUGCAGGAAUGGCAUGCUUUCUGCCAAAAUGCUACUGAUAAACAACAACAAAAUAGUGUGAAUGAUUUCCUCAUGAAAGUUAAUAUUUUGGAAGAUAUUGUCGCAGACAUCUCUUCUAGUCCUGUAAAAAUGGUACCAGAGAAUUCUGUGCAACAAAUACUGGAAAAUCUUGGCAACAAGCUCACUGAUUUAAGAUCUCAAGUAAUAGCUGAUGGCAGUUUAAGCGUUGGUGGAAAGUUUAUGUGGGUAGACAGCAUCCUGAUAAAGGCACUCAAGGAGGGAUGUUGGCUGCUUGCAGAUAAUGUGAACCUGUGUUCGCCAGCUGUUCUGGACCGAUUAAACGCUUUGAUGGAGCCUGGAGGAAAACUUGUAGUUGAUGAACUUGGUGUGAAUGCUGAUGGAAGGGUUGUUUCCAUUGAACCGCAUUCAAAAUUUCGUCUUAUUAUGACAAUGGAUCCACAUCAUGGAGAAAUUUCAAGGGCAAUGAGAAACCGUGGUGUGGAAAUAUUUAUACAAACAGAAGAGGAUUUUAGGAACUUAGAUGAAUUGUCAAUUCUUUUUAGAUGUGGAAUAAAAAAUUAUCACCACCAAAGUGCAUUAUUGGAUGUUCAUCAUGCUGUCUGUAGCAUGCUUGGAGUUUCAGAUAAAACACUCAACCUCUCAAGGCUAGAACAGACAGCUUCAUUACUGUGGCAUCAACUUGCACGAGGCCACAAGGCACUGACAUCUCUCCCCGCUGCAUGUUACGAUGUUUACACUCGCGCUGUGGGCAGCAGUCAGUCCCUUCGGGCCAGCAUCCAACAAGUCCUCGUGGAGAAGCUGUCGCGGUACAGGAGCUUCCUGAAGCACAGCACUCGGGAAGACACUUUUCUUCCACUGUCAGUACUAGCGUGCCCUGCGCCACUGCUUACUACGAACAGCGUUUUCACUGGACUGAAGGGCUCUGCUGCUGCUCUUUUGACAGUAGCAGCAAAUGUGGAGUUGAGUAGUGAAACAAUUUCCAUGGUGACAGGUGUCGAUGUGGCACAAAAUUCCACAAGCCUUCUUGAAGACCUCGCAUUUGCUCUUUUUUCUAUGAUGUCACACAGAGCAAUGCAAUUGGCUGACAUUUGGCUACUAUCCAAAGUUCAGCCCAGUGGAAAUGGAAUUCUUCAGCCUGCUUUUCAAAUGUACCAUAAACUUUCAAUCAAAUGGAGGAGAUUGAUCUGCACUGGAGUUGUGCCGAGACGGUUGGGUGUGGGCCUGCAAGAAGUCGAUAUCUGUGACUGGAAAGAACUUCCGUGGGAUGUACGAUGGUUGCCAUUUGCCCAACAACAGUGCAGUAACAUUAAUCUUAACUGGCAUGCUUACUGUGCCACAGUAAAUAGUAUACAUGUUUUAAAUUAUUUUGCCUUCAUCAGUCACCAGAUGGAAAAAAGAAAAGUAAAGCCUUCUAGUCUCACACUGUUGGAUCUCUCGCAGAAGUUCACUAAAGGUUCUGUAGUCCAGGUUCUUAUCAGUGCCACCACCUAA
This is a messenger RNA of Schistocerca serialis cubense, 7975 nucleotides long. RefSeq names its product midasin-like. Lineage: Eukaryota; Metazoa; Arthropoda; Insecta; Orthoptera; Acrididae. Bases 92 to 7975 code for a protein of 2627 amino acids. The record is from RefSeq and is a predicted model, not a curated record. Gene Ontology annotation, molecular function: ATP binding; ATP hydrolysis activity. Gene Ontology annotation, biological process: rRNA processing; ribosomal large subunit assembly. The transcript is spliced from 43 exons. Gene Ontology annotation, cellular component: preribosome, large subunit precursor.